This is a messenger RNA of Fusarium odoratissimum NRRL 54006, 3478 nucleotides long. RefSeq lists its product as uncharacterized. Bases 1293 to 2993 code for a protein of 566 amino acids. Lineage: Eukaryota; Fungi; Ascomycota; Sordariomycetes; Hypocreales; Nectriaceae. The record is from RefSeq and is a predicted model, not a curated record. The transcript has 5 exons.
UCACAAGAUGCUUGCUCAUUUCCACGUUGUACCAUCCCGUUCACAAAAGUAUCCGAAUAAACUGAUCUAUCAGCCUCAAAUGACGCCAAGGGAACAUUGGGGGUGUUCAGUUCAGCACACCAUUUCUGCGACACAGCAAGCAAAAAGUACAGUCAGCUCAGCCUCAAGAGGGAACCAACCAGACCGUUGCGAAAAUGAAAGUGAAGGAAUCCACUUCUUCUUAGACUUGGACUUUUGUACUGCCCGACCCAAGGUAGAUUGUUCCUCGUGGGAGGGAUCACCCGGGGGCCUACAACAGUGAUGCACGUGUCAGGCCACGAGGGGCCGGCAGUGAAGGCUGCUGCGAUGUGAUAUGAUGUCUGUUUGCGUUAUGACAUGUUGUUGUGUUUGUUUCUCGGAAGUACGCUGUUAUUGUAGAUUCCGAUGGGGGACGGGAUAGUUAUAAACACCGCAAAGACGAUUAACAACACAAGGCGGUGUAACAAAGAGAUUGAAGAAACAAAAAGGAUACAGAAGAUCAACAUGGCGAAUAGGUAGUGGCUCCGGAUGAUACAAGAGUCAGCUGCUUAUUGUGCUAUACUGUACAGAGUAUCUGCUAGGAGCAACCUUUUGUCAGCCACCCGCAGUCUCCCAGGCACAUCCAUGUCCCUCAUGUAAGAGACCAGUCAAAUCAUGGAACCAACUCUUUUCCUCUCUCACACAAGCAGCAGCAGUAGCAAGCGUCUUUUUUCUGUCUUCUGUUCUUGUCUCUUUGUGCCUUGUUUACCGUUGCCUUGUUCUUGUGCUCGUGCUUUUUUCCCCUUCCCCUUGAAUAAAUAAGAAGAUCCUCGUCUUUCUGCCCACUUCUUCGCCAAGUCUACCCCGGUCAACUCUGCCUGGCAUUGCCUUGCCUUGCCUUGCCUUACCUUUUGACUCAGGUAGUCUAGGUUGUCAUUGUCAUUUCAUUCAUCAGCUGGGCUCCAUUUCAUAUAAGGUAUUGGAUCCCAACCCAAACCUGACGGGACUUGAUCGGGUCUGUGCUACUGUGCACCUUUGCGACCUUUAUCGCCGUCUUUACUUUUUUAUUUCCCUCUGUUGUUCUGAAGAGUCUUGUCGAAUGCACCAUCGUCCUCGUUUACGGCAUCAUUACAACUUGUCCAUCUUGGAUAUCGAUAUCGACCCGCUGACCGCCAUCCACGUUUCCCCGCGAUCUGCCCUGGAUGUGAGCGCGCCUUCAUCGUGACAUUUUUUCUCGACAACCUCUCUUAUCACCUUCAUCUUUUACCUCACUAUUCGCCUUUUGCUAUUCAGCUAUGGCGGCCCCUCCAAGGACAGAAGCCCCGCCGGGCGCAACUUCGUCAACCCCGCCGCCUCCGGCUAUUGAGUAUUCGUAUAUGUAUGAGAAGGAUAAAAGCCCUUCGAAGUUAUUAGAUGCUCUAUUAAGAGCUAUUAGUCGUCAUAUUAUACUCGAGAUAGGCGAUAAAACCGUUUGUCACCUUACCCCGGAAAAGCUGGCCGCCUUCUACAAGGCUGUUGGAGGCGAUUAUGACUCUUUAUUUGAAAUGCCACACGAGUCCAUCUCAUACAUCUGGCAAGUUACUGGAUGUCAACACACACUACAACCAACCGACGAUGAUUUCGCACCACCUUCAAUACCUGCCCUCACCGCUCGAGGCUUCUCACGAUGGGAAUCUCUCGAGAUCCUUCUCGGUCCCGAGGAACACGUUCCUUUCUUACAGUUCGCUGUCAAGAACUGGCAGCUAAAACAUCCCGAGACCGGCCAAGACUUUCCAGCCGAACUACCUCCAACUGUAUUCCCAACGCAAGCCGACGCCGAGGUGGAUCGAUGGCAUAAGUCGUGCGCCGAGAAGUUACGAAAAGAAGCAAACGCUCGAGAGAGGGAGGCAUACAGAGAAGCACGAGAACCAACUGGGCCGGGUGAACCUCCGGAAGGACCAGAGCCCAAGUUCGCCUACUCCCACGUGAGAGGAAGUGCUUUUCCUGGAACCCGAGCCAGGCCUGAACGACCGUUGUACAAUCAUGUGCCGGGCAGACAUGCAGGAGGGCGACCAACCAGACCUUCGCCUGAGAGGUACAACAGCCGCUCUGAUGAACAUGCCCGAAGACGAAGCUUCUCCGAUUAUAACCAGCAACCUUCGCCAGACGUACCACCACAUGCACCGCAUGCGCCCCCGGGGUCUUAUCUCGACCCUCAUGCGAAGCGGCCCGCACCGCCUCGUCGACACAGUCAGCCCAGGCACUACUCUUCAGACUCAAGUGAUGAUGAGCCGGUUCCUCCUCGCGCAAAGAGAAGACCUGAAGCAAGCCCGCCUUCGCCGACGUCUCGUCGAUAUUCACCAACGAAUGAUCGCCCGCCUCCUGUUGCUAGCAACCCGCCCCCAACAUUCCGGCCCCAUCGCGCUGAUGGUAGAGCUUCAGACGAUUCCACCCGCCGAAGAUCAACACACAGCCCCAGCCUGCGAGAAAAGCUGACUGAAAAGGUCUCAAACAUUCUCCCCAACGGACUCAGCAGCAACCCAGAUCGUACCAGAAACCCACCUAGAGCCCCAUCCUACAACACCGACUCGUCCCGCGGACGCCGAAGCCGAGACCGACUUCCCCCAUCUCGACUCAGCAGAAGCUACUCCGACAUAUCAGGAGCUUCCUCAGAAGCAGAGUCCAGCGACGAAGAUUUCAAGCGAUCAAGACGAAUGCGCGAAGAGCGAGAUAGAGAAAGGGAACGAGACCGCGAGCGAGAACGAAUUCGCGACAGGGGUCGGCAGCGGGAACUCGACAGGGAAAGAGAAGAAGAAAGACGUGAUCGGUACCUGCGCCGACCAGACAUGGAGAGACGGACUAGCAGCCAUGCGGAUGCCGAGCGAAGACGCGACUAUCCCGGAUGGGAUCCGCGAUCUGAGAGGAAAAGAUGGGAGAAGCGCAUGCCGCCUGAUGAGCGGGGGACCAGUCCCCUUGGGGUUUCUGGGAGACGGUAUGCUGAGCCGGCGUACCCUUAAUCUGGGUUAUGGAUUUAAUACCGAGAUUGGUAUGCAUUUCAAGUGUUGAGCACUGAGAGCGAUAUUGAGCAUUUUGGGUUUCCAUAUGGAUCUAUCUUGGAUAUAACGAGAUAUAGGGUUUGCAGAAUAUGGCGUCUGGAUAGACUGAGGGAGAUAAUGACUGUGAAUACAUAUACUCCAAGGAGCAACAAGCAUUUAUUUUUACUAAGUUUGGCAUUUUAUCUGACAGAGCAAGGUUCUUAUACAACUUCAACUGUAGCUUUGUUUCUCGUUACCAUUACCAAAACAGCUCUGACAACAAAACAGCCUCCUCCACUGAGCAACCCCACGAUUACGCCAUGGCUCCAUUAAAGUGCCGCGAUCACGGUAGCUAAGCCGGUCCAGAGCGGGCUUCUCCCGGGGUUAUAAGCUACAAGGGUUCCUCAGAGCCUGGCCCCUCAUCAAGCUCAACCAAAAUCCCAAAACCCCUCUCACUAGGCGAGCCA